CCUAGGGGGGGGCAGGCCCUGUGCGCGGUGGGAAUGUGGUCAAUUCAAUGGAGCACCGCCCGCACAGCUGCUUCCAGCCCUCCGGGGAGCCGCCGGUAACCCGUUGUUUCUAGGUCUAUGCGGGGAUGGUGUUGGAGUGUCACGGUCAUGGUCCAGGAUGUGUUGUGUUGUUUUAGGGGAUGGCGUUUAAGUAACGCCGUUCUCGCCGGGUCAUUGGCGGCUUCACAGUAUGACCAGUGCCACCAGCUAAUGGAGCCUGAGUCCGACUCCAUCUACUCAACUAGAACUGCGCUCCUUGCCUGCUAGUCUGUCCGUGUUUCUGGAAUACCCCAAGCCCGACCCAGGCCAGCCCGACCUCACCAUGCCCGCCAUCAAGACAGUCGAGUACUUCCGCGUCAAGCCGAGAUGGCUAAUGGUCAAGAUCACGGACGAGGAGGGAGAAUACGGAUGGGGUGAGGCCACGCUCGAGGGCCAUGACCUGGCAGUAGAGGGCACACUGCAGGAGAUGAUUCCGAGGUUAAUCGGGAUGGAGGCCAACGAGAUCGAGAACAUCUGGCAAAAGUUCUGGAGGCAUGGAUUCUACCGCGGCGGGCCCGUCUUCAUGUCGGCGCUGUCCGGUGUCGACAUUGCGCUGUGGGACUUGAAGGGACGCAGGCUCAAGGUCCCCAUCUACGAGCUGCUGGGCGGCAAGGUGCGCAACAAGGUGCAGGUGUACUGCUGGAUCGGCGGCGACCGCCCCUCGGACGUCGAGGCGGCGGCCAAGGUGCGGCUGGCACAGGGGCUCAAGUGCGUCAAGAUGAACGCGACCGAGGACGCGGGCUGGGUCGACUCGCCCGCGGCGCUGGACGCGACGGUGGAGCGGCUGCGGGCCGUCAAGGCGCUCGGGCUCGACGCCGGGCUCGACUUCCACGGGCGCCUGCACAAGCCCAUGGCCAAGCAGCUCGCGCGCGCCCUCGAGCCGCUCCGCCCGCUCUUCAUCGAGGAGCCGCUCCUCAGCGAGCACCCCGAGGCCAUCAAGCAGCUCGCGGGCCAGACGGUGUGCCCCAUCGCGCUGGGCGAGCGCCUGUACACGCGCUGGGACGUCAAGCGCUUCCUCGAGGACGCGUCGGUCGACAUCCUGCAGCCCGACAUCGCCCACGCGGGCGGGAUAUCCGAGACGCGCCGCAUCGCGCAGAUGGCCGAGGCCUACGACGUCGCCAUCGCGCCGCACUGCCCGCUGGGGCCCGUGGCGUUUGCGGCCUGCAUGCAGGUGUCGCUGGCCACGCCCAACUUUGCCAUACUCGAGAUGAGCCUGGGCAUGCACUACAACACCGAGUCCGGCGACGGCGUCGACCUGCUGACGUACCUGAAGAAGCCCGAGGUUUUUGACAUCGCCGACGGCUACGUCGCGGCCCCGACGGGCUACGGGCUGGGCAUCGAGAUCGACGAGGAGGUGGUGCGCAGGAUCGCGGCCGACACGGCGCCGUGGCAGUGCAAGGAGUUCCGCGGGCCGGACGGGUCGAUUCGGGAGUGGUAGGGUGAGUGCCGUCGACUGGGCAAUUGGGCGACUGGGCGACUGGGUGACUUGGCGACUGGGCAGCGGUGCGCGAUAUCUUCGCCUGCAUUCAUUGCCUUACCUGUGACCACACCAUAUAAGUGUCCUUCCAACUGUUGCAGUCAUCGAAUUCGGACUACAAGAAGGCAACUUGUGGUGCAGUGGUUGUGUUCGGGGUACUCAUACCACGCGGACUGCUGUGCUCUUUGGAGCUCGGGUUCGAUCCCCCGUGGGGGCGCCAUAAGUCGAAGAAAACCAAUUUUAACGGUUUCGUACCUGUCCACCCUCAAAAGGCUGGGCAACAAUCUUUUUGCUUUUUGCACUGCUGCUACCUAGUAUUUUUUUUGCCGCUCCAUACUCGUUGAAAAACGGCAUGGCUGCCUAACAGCGAGAGGUAACUAUAAAAAAUAGGCAGAGCACGCGUAGUAGUAAAUGAUAGGGAAGAACCCUUAGUAGGUAGAAAUAUCUCGUUUGGUUACGGUAUUUUAUCCAACUCCCAAACGCCGCACUUCUUUCUUCUUGCAACACUUGUUUUUCUUUUCACCCUAACACGA
Messenger RNA from Gaeumannomyces tritici R3-111a-1, 2088 nucleotides. Its product is annotated as galactonate dehydratase. NCBI's taxonomy places the organism in Eukaryota, Fungi, Ascomycota, Sordariomycetes, Magnaporthales, Magnaporthaceae. The transcript has 3 exons. Gene Ontology annotation, molecular function: galactonate dehydratase activity. Bases 362 to 1516 code for a protein of 384 amino acids. The record is from RefSeq and is a predicted model, not a curated record. Gene Ontology annotation, biological process: amino acid catabolic process; D-galactonate catabolic process.